AUGCAAAGUACGUUGCGCCUGCCGUUGCACGCCGUCCGGUCCUGUCGUCUCGUCGCCGGUCGUCGAUAUGCUCUCGCCUCGUCCACGCCUUAUCGGUCGUUUCAUCAGUCGAUUUCCUGGCGGACCAAACCUUCGUCUGACACCAAUGGCUCGUCCGGCGUCAAUGGCAACAACAACACUUCCAAUGAGGCCACCCCUGUCGAUGUUCCCAGCCAGGGUCUAGAUCCGGCGGUGACGAAACGAUCGUCGCCAAGACGAAGGAGUUAUAUUGAGACCAUACGUAGCGGUAUGAGGGAUAGAAGAGUUCCGGACGAGAGACCCCCCGCAAACCCAAUAGCCCUGCCACGGUGGUAUCUUGAUCGAAACAUUGCUCUGUAUCACGAACCUUACCGCGUCGAAAAACCAGACUCUCGCCUUGGGAUUAUUUCCAAACCCUCGACGAAAGACGAUUCACAAGCUCAGUCGCAGGCCACAGGAGGGGAUGACACUGACGGAUCGGGUCAAGAUCGCUCAUGGAAUCGUGGCCAUCGCUAUGUGCUGAGUCCUGCGGUAUGGGAAAAUCUACGGGGUCAGGCCAAGGCGGGUUUCAUGCUUCCUCCACAAGAGUAUAUCAAUGACCCGGCAACGGAAAAUUCGCAUAUUCUUCUUCAGGCUCCCUUCAAAGACGGAGUUACCUUCCUGGAUACAGUCGUUCACAAAUUGGCUCGUGAUCUGGAUGCCAACCUAGUGACUCUGAAUGCUCAAGAUAUCGCCCAAUUAUGCAGUGAACAAGAGAGACUACAAGGGACAGUGCCGUCGACGAUCAGAAGUCUGAGUUAUGAAAUCUAUAAUGAUCACGCCAACGAGGAUUGGCCCAGUGAAGGAGCAGAGAAAGAUGAUGAAGCCCCGGAAGAAACAAGCAGGACUUUUAUUGCCCCGAUCUCUUCUAUACGAUCACGUAUAUUAUCCGCCGACGGCGGUCUUCCCGACAUAUCGAUUCCGCCUUGGCUAAAAUCACUGACGGGGUCGCCUGCGGGUGACACGGCCAAACGACCAGUGCUAGAUACCAUAUCCACGCGGUCACUUUUAAAUAAGAUUGUGUCUUCGGCACUAAGGCCGCAGCCUGCGGAUAGCGAGAAAGCGCCAGAGUUGCCAUCGAAAGUCAUUGUUCAAAUACAGGAUUAUGAUGACCUCAAGUCUUCGCGACAAGGCUCCAAGGUUCUCGAAAUGCUGCAGGAAAUAAUUCGGCAUGCCAGACGUCGUGGUGACCAAAUCCUGCUGAUUGGGACACUGUCAAGAGAUGAAGUUGUUACUCUGGAAGGUGCACCCCCUGCGUUGGACGACAGCAAGAUGGUGUCUGUUGAAGAAGUGAAGGAUUUUCCAACCUCCACAGAUCCUUUCCCUCAGACCUUUUUGAUCGUCCCUGCCACAGAUCCGGAAACUACAAAAGGAGUAUUUGAUGAGGAUUACAAAGCCCGCACAAGACUAAUCAAUAUACGCCAUUUACAAGACAUGAUUCGCACGCGCGUGAAUCCCAAUACAACUCCUAUAGACAGCAGUAUCCUCGAUAGUACGUCAUGGGAGCUGGAUUCGGAGGCGGCAAUCAAGAGUCUCGAGUCCAACUACUGGAAUUUUGGACGUGUCCAUGGACUCGUGACAUAUGCUAUUGGCAGGGUCCAAUCUAAUGAGACAUUCGGCUUGCAACAUAUUCAAGAAGCGUUUCAACUCGUCGAUGAGAAUGAGAAAGCCGGACAGAAGGUAAUGGACGCCCUGGAGGGAAUUUCGGAACCUGCUGAAUCAAGUGGACCGCAUGGCAAAUCCAAGUCACCGUCAGCAUUGGCACCAAAAUGCAACAAGCAUGAGAAGAAGCUUUUGAAUGGGGUUGUCAAGGCAGACAGUAUCCGAACUACAUUUUCCGAUGUUCAUGUGCCUCCGGAGACGGUCGAGGCCAUAAACUCGCUAACGUCUUUGUCUUUGAUACGACCGGAAGCCUUCUCCUACGGUGUCCUUGCAACGGAUCGAAUCCCUGGCAUUCUGCUCUACGGCCCGCCUGGUACGGGAAAAACACUUCUUGCAAAGGCAGUCGCGCGUGAAAGCGGGGCAACAGUUCUGGAGGUUAGUGGAUCGGACAUCUAUGACAUGUACGUGGGUGAAGGAGAGAAGAACGUGAGGGCGAUCUUUUCUCUGGCAAAGAAACUAAGCCCGUGCGUGGUCUUUAUCGACGAAGCAGAUGCUAUGCUCGGGUCCAGAAGCCAGGGCAGGCAUCGGUCAUCUCACCGAGAACUUAUCAACCAGUUCCUGCGCGAAUGGGACGGUAUGAACGACAUGUCAGCGUUCCUCAUGGUUGCCACUAACCGGCCGUUUGACCUGGAUGACGCGGUUCUGCGACGUCUUCCCCGGAGGCUGCUGGUAGACCUACCCACCGAAAAGGACCGCGAGGCCAUUCUCCGGAUCCAUCUCAAAGAGGAACAGCUGGAAGCGUCGGUGAAUCUUUCCGAGCUGGCGCACCAGACGCCGUUCUACUCGGGCUCUGACCUCAAGAACGUCUGCGUGGCUGCUGCUCUAGCCUGUGUUCGCGAGGAGCAUGCUCAAUCCAUGCAGCAACAAAAAAGCGGCGAAGGCCCGCACGAAUUCCCGCGGCGCGUUCUCACGAAAGCGCAUUUUGAACGCGGCAUCGAGGAGAUCAGCGCGUCCAUCAGCGAGGACAUGUCGUCUCUCAAUGCGAUCCGCAAGUUUGACGAGAAGUACGGCGACCGCAAAGGGCGGCGCAAGAGGAGCGCGGGGUGGGGAUUUACCGCCGCUGCGGAGGCGGAGUCGGGGGAAACUGGUCGCGUGCGGCCUUGA
Molecule: messenger RNA, 2823 nt
Organism: Talaromyces rugulosus
Lineage: Eukaryota; Fungi; Ascomycota; Eurotiomycetes; Eurotiales; Trichocomaceae
Exons: 1
Coding region: 1-2823 (940 amino acids)
Cellular component (GO): mitochondrial outer membrane
Molecular function (GO): ATP binding; ATP hydrolysis activity
Source: RefSeq, a predicted model, not a curated record